Messenger RNA from Amorphotheca resinae ATCC 22711, 1038 nucleotides. RefSeq lists its product as hypothetical. The record is from RefSeq and is a predicted model, not a curated record. The transcript is spliced from 3 exons. The annotation marks the transcript as partial. Lineage: Eukaryota; Fungi; Ascomycota; Leotiomycetes; Helotiales; Amorphothecaceae.
UGGGAUCCUGAUGUGCUUCUGGAAUUGUCAGACACAGCGCGUGCAACACUGAAGAUUUCAAGUAUUCCUGGAAAGGAUCUGGAUACACUUGAUACAAUCCUGGAGGUCAUGUUGGCUGACGAGCUUUCUUCGCAAGCCACUGAACUCAGGGUCAUUGCUCGAUCACGCUUCGACAAACUUAUUGAAGAACUUGUGACUGAUAAGAAACAUCUGACUGGGAGCCCCAGAUUGGCAGACAUCAUUUCAAAGGCCUCUUCAUUGCAACAUAAGUGGCAGCAACGAUUCAAGGCAGCUUAUUUCUCCAUUGAUGAAGAUCGCCUCAAGGAAAUGAAAGACGCUGGAGCGCUCCACGAUGUUGUCCCCGAACAGGGAGACAGGAAAGUACCACAUAUAUGGCGUGUAGUGAGAAGCACUCCCAUGAUGGAUAGUGACAUAAAGCCUGGAAUGUGGUGGCUCAAUCUCACCUGCGCAUUGCGUGAUGGUGUUGUUAGCAGCGCUGAUGAGUAUGUGACCAAGUACCAAGGAGGAACGCUUGUAUUGCCUCUGCUCACAGGCACCGAAGCUGAUGGUCCCACUGUUGGUAUGUACGAAUACAAGAAGGAAGGCCCACUCAAAGAGAUGCAUCUCUUCCUAAUGGUGGCGACUGGACAUACCAUCAGACUCCUCAGAGGCCAUGCAUUAAAGAGCAAGUAUGCACCGGCAGCUGGAAUUCGAUAUGAUGGAGAAUAUGUCAUCAGGCAGUAUGGUCACGGGUUUGAUGACAGAAAGGGCAUCUACAGCGUGAGAUUAAUACUUGAUCAGGUCAAGGGCCAGGUGUGUCUGGACGAUCUGCUUUCGAUUCCGAGCCCUUCUCAACUAGAUGACUGGCUGUUGUAUAACAAGGUGAUGGGAGACGACAUCCGGUUACGGGAGGGGGACAUUGUCUACAGCCAGUGGAAGCUUGCUGAGGAGCAGGAGGAGCAGGCGAGAGUGGAAUGGCACCGCCGGGAGGCUGACCAUGCCAAGUUUCUCCGAGAGCUGGGUCGAUUUGGAAGAUAA